AUGCAAGUAGGCUGGAUUGCGCUGAUUAUGCUGCUCCCUGUCAAGGCAUGGCUGCACUACUGGUUUCCCCGACUGUGGCCGCCGUCGGACCAGAAUGAUGUGCGCCGUCCAGCUGAUCUCGAGUCAGGUCGUGUGGUCAGAACAGAGGCUUCUGGGGGAAGCGUUCAUGCCGCACUUGCCUCCUCAGACCAGCGCGCUGCGCAGCUCGACUCCCUAACGAUCGUCAAGACGUGGUUGUGUCUUUCAGGAAGACGUGCCAGGUCGAUUGCGACAUAG
This is a messenger RNA of Aspergillus pseudoviridinutans, 276 nucleotides long. RefSeq lists its product as uncharacterized. The record is from RefSeq and is a predicted model, not a curated record. The transcript is spliced from 3 exons. Bases 1 to 276 code for a protein of 91 amino acids. Lineage: Eukaryota; Fungi; Ascomycota; Eurotiomycetes; Eurotiales; Aspergillaceae.